Molecule: messenger RNA, 544 nt
Organism: Trichoplusia ni (cabbage looper)
Lineage: Eukaryota; Metazoa; Arthropoda; Insecta; Lepidoptera; Noctuidae
Product: protein LLP homolog
Exons: 1
Coding region: 71-526 (151 amino acids)
Biological process (GO): dendrite extension
Cellular component (GO): nucleolus
Molecular function (GO): RNA binding
Source: RefSeq, a predicted model, not a curated record
CACCAUCGCCCUUUCAUGUGCUUUACGUCAAAAAGCACGUCGCACAUAAAUAUUUUUGUUUGUUAAAACCAUGGCGAAAUCACUCAGAAGCAGGUGGAAGCGGAAAUGCAGGGCGAUAAAACGCGAACGCUACGCCGUGAAAGAACUAGCGCGACUAAAGAAGAUGUUAGGAGUAAAAGAUGAAGAAAAACCAGAAAGUACCACGGCCACCACGGGUGAGGUUAUGGAGACCGAUCAAGUUAUAUUUUUGGACGCUGGAGCUCUAACUAAGAAAGCGAAGAAGAAACAAAAGGCAAAGGAAGCAGCUGAAACAGUCAAAGACGACGAAGAGGAUGUAGAAAUGAGUUCGGAUGACGAAAAUGUCGUUGUAGAAGAUGACGGGAAAAAGCGUGUUUUUAGCACGAAAACACUCAAGGAUCAAAACGGACAAUACCCGGUAUGGCUACACAAGAGGAAAAUCGCUAAAAUCACGAAAACCGGCAAGAAAAAUAGCAAGAAAAGGUCUAAGAAGCGAAAACGUGUUUAAUAAAUAUGUAUAUGUAAA